Messenger RNA from Danio rerio (zebrafish), 10617 nucleotides. The record is from RefSeq and is a predicted model, not a curated record. Lineage: Eukaryota; Metazoa; Chordata; Actinopteri; Cypriniformes; Danionidae.
UUAAUAUUAUAAUCGGUUGCUUAGAGCUGGCACAAAUGUGUCCAUAUAUCCAACCAUUAUAAUCUGUUCCCGCGGUAAAGUUGUGCGGGGUGCAUUAUUAAUGUUCAUUAGCAUAUAUUAUGCUAAUGAGCAGGAGCGCGGGACCGGUGUUAUCUCGAGCAGCGGAGAUGCGACGAACACACAGCGAAGAGAGCGCGAGGAGAGGCCGGUCGGACGGGAAUAUGCGUCGGUAGAGCAGCGGUGUGAGACUGUGAGGGGAGAAGCUAAUUCCCGAAGUGAUUCGCAUGAGUCACGAAUGGAUCCUAUUUUAACCCCCGGAAAGAAACUUUUUUUACUCUAUUUAUUAUUCUUCAUUUUAAUAUAUCAAGCACAUAUCACGUGGGGCACUGAAAGUCUGAAUUUAACGCACCAGCAUGACUUUGAAAACAGCGAAAGCAGCAGGAUAAUGCUGGAGAAAUGGGAUCCCGCUUUCCAAACGGAGCAGAGAACCUUAGAGAGCAACACAUCAUCAGCAGAGCAAGCAGAAGCACAGAAGCCAUCAACCCGCAGAGCCUCCGGUGAGUGUGCAUCUCCUUGUCUGAAUGGAGGUCGGUGUGUCCAUCCAGACUCCUGUAACUGCACUUUAUACCAGGCUGCUGGAACUCGCUGCCAGACAGUCCCCAACCUAGGCUUUGAGCGGGAGAUGACGUGCCGCUCUUGGGGGCAAUACAACUAUGAAACCUUUGAUGGACUUUAUUAUUACUUCCCUGGAAAAUGCAGCUACACGUUACUGAGAGACUGUGAAGACAACGCUCGGUCAAGUGUACAUAUACAGGUGCAUAAUGACCCAGAAUGCAGUUCUUCUCCUUACUCCUGCACUCGUUCAAUCAGCCUCUUCCUGCCAUGGGAGGGCGAGAUUAGGUUACAGCACUUCAGUGUUACUUUCAAGGGUCAAAGUGUGCUGCUGCCCCAUCACAUCCAUGAUGUUGAGCUGGAGCGAAUCUCUGACUACAUUGUAGUUUCUCAGCCGCAUGUCUUCACACUGGCCUGGCAGGGUCUCACCAGCUCUGUGUACAUCAAAAUGAGCCCUGAGUUUGUAGGACACACCUGUGGACUUUGUGGGAAUUUCAAUGCUGACACUCAAGAUGACCUGAAGACCAGCUAUGGCAAGUGUUGCUUUAUUUGUUGCAUUUGUUACAUUGUCAGUAUACUUUUUUGUCAAGUGUUCUCUUUAGACAGUAUUGUUGUUUGCUCAGGUGUUUUCACACAGGAUUUGGCCAUGUUUGGAAACAGCUGGGCUGAGGAGGAGCCGGAGUUAGCCAGAUGUACUGUCGUUCCCUCACUCUACCCCUCACCAUGUGCCACGCUGGAUCCUCAUGUCUUAUUGAAAGUGGAGGAAGUUUGUUCCACUCUUCUGAGGGAACCGUUCCAGUCCUGCCAUGAGUUUGUCAGUCCAUAUUCAUACAUGGCAAGUUGCUCCAAUGACCUGUGCUUGUCCGGUCCUAAUGGUGCAGUUGUGUGCCAGGUGUUCACAGAGUAUGCCAGAGCAUGCGCCCAUGCUGAUCAUCCGCUGCAUGACUGGAGAACACACUUUCCUGUUUGCAAUGUUGAUUGCCCUGACGAGCUGCUUUUCAGAGAGUGUAUCACCUGCUGUCCAAUGCACUGCAAGAUUGAACAGAUGUGCAUAGACAGCAAGCUGCAAUGUUUGGAUGGCUGCUACUGCCCUGAUGAUUUGAUCUUUGAGGAUGGAGUGUGUGUCAAGGCAUCAGAUUGUCCAUGUGAGCACCACGGUAUGCUUUACCCAUCCGGACACAUCAUCCAAGAAGACUGCAACAACUGCACAUGUUUUGGAGGCAUCUGGAACUGCACGGAACACAACUGCCCAGGAGAGUGCUCUGUGACAGGAGACAUGUUCUUCCAGUCGUUUGAUGGCCGGGUUUACACAUUUCCUGCUACCUGCCAGUAUGUUUUAGCCAAGAGCAGAAACUCUGGCAAGUUCACCGUGACCAUUCAGAAUGCACCAUGUGGAGCUAAUCUAGAUGGGGCUUGUAUUCAGUCGGUCAACCUGGUGGUAAAUGAGGAUCCACGCACCGAGAUCACAAUGAGCCACAGUGGAGAGGUUUUUCUGGCCAGCCAGUUUAGGAUCUCACUGCCGUAUUCAGACGAUAUGUUUCAGAUCCAGGAGCUGUCGUCCAUGUUUGUUCAGGUGAAGUUAUCGCAGGGUCUGUGGCUGCAGUAUAACUGGAAGGAGUUCAGGCUGUACCUGCAGCUGGAGGAGCAGUGGAGAGACAACACUUUGGGGCUCUGUGGAACCUUCAACGGCAACAUUCAGGAUGACUUCCUUGCACCUUCUGGCAUGAUAGAAAGCACACCAUUCUUGUUUGGAAAUGCAUGGCGUGUGUCUUCUGCAUGUGUGCCACGGCCAAGCUUACCCCAACUCGACCCUUGUGACACACAUCAGCAAGCAGCCUCUUAUGCUGUGGAGAAGUGUGAUGUGCUGACGCAGGAGGUGUUUUCUGCAUGCCAUGAGUAUGUGAGUCCGGUGGGGUUCCAGCUUCAGUGUCGUGCAGACGUUUGUAAAUGUGGAGCACUGUGUCUUUGCUCCAUCCUGGCUCACUAUGCUCGCACCUGCCGGAGACAUGGGGUCAUCAUUGAGUUUCGCUCGCACUUGCCUGAGUGUGCUGUCUCGUGUCCGUCUACUAUGGAGUAUGGAGUCUGUGUGUCUGCAUGUCAGCGUCGAUGUCUGUUUCUAUCUCUCCCUCAGCCAUGUGGAGACGAGUGUGAGGAGGGCUGCGUGUGUCCAGAAGGAACAUACUUUAACAUGCAUACGCACACCUGUGUCCCACGAAAUGAAUGUCCGUGCAGUUUUCUUGGUGCUGACUACUCUCCUGGAGACGUGAUUAUAACAUCAUCAGGUGUACAAAUUUGCCAAGAUGGAAAACUCGUUUCCCAGACCUCAAUUAUUGAGACCCUUUGCCCAGCUGGGCAGUUUUAUGAGGAUUGUGGAAAUCGAGUCGAUGGCCCCUCUGCCAGUAAAGGUUUAGCCUGUGAACAGACCUGCGAGACAUAUUUGCUAAACCUCACCUGCUCCACUCAUGAGCCGUGCGUGCCAGGCUGCGUCUGUCCUGCAGGGCUCCUGAAGCAUGGCGAUGAGUGUUUUAAGCCACGUGCUUGCCCAUGUUUGUGGAAAGGAAAAGAAUAUUAUCCAGGAGACAAAGUAUCUUCCCCAUGUCAUCAGUGUGUGUGUCAACAUGGCACAUUCCAGUGUGAGUUCCGCCCGUGUCCAUCCAUGUGCACUGCUUAUGGAGAUCGACACUACCGAACAUUUGAUGGCUUUCUUUUUGAUUAUAUUGGUGUUUGUAAGGUGUACUUGGUCAAGAGCUCAUUAGAUGCAAUGCUGACUGUCACAGCAGAAAAUGUUGACUGCUUUGAGAGUGGCGUGAUCUGCAGGAAGUCUCUCCACAUCUCCGUAGGCCGUUCCUUCAUUGUGUUUGAUGAUGACACUGGCAGACCUAACCCAUCCAGUGUGAUUGACAGGCAGAGAGCAUAUAUCUGGCAGGCAGGAUAUUACACCAUUGUACAUCUGCUUGGGGAAGACCUCACAGUGCUGUGGGACAGAAAGACCACCAUACACAUACAAGCUGGACCACGCUGGCAGGGCAGGCUUACUGGUCUUUGUGGGAACUUCGAUCAGAAGACAGCGAAUGAGAUGAGAACACCAGAGAACAUUGACUCGUCAACACCACAGGAAUUUGGCAACAGCUGGACAGCAGCAGAGUGUGUGAACAGUCCUGAUAUAAGGCACCCCUGCAAUCUGAAUCCACUUCGAGAACCCUUUGCAAAACGGCAGUGUGGGAUUUUGCUCAGUGAAGUGUUUCAAGUCUGCCACCCUGUGGUAGAUGUCACAUGGUUCUACAUGAACUGCUUGGUGGACACAUGUGGCUGUAACCGUGGAGGAGACUGUGAGUGCUUCUGCACAAGUGUUGCAGCAUAUGCUCACCGCUGCUGUCAGAAGGGCAUACCUAUUGACUGGCGCUCUCCAUCUAUCUGCCCUUAUGACUGUGAAUACUACAACAAAGCUUUAGGGAAAGGGCCGCUGAAGCUGUUGACCUACAGAGAAAGGGGAACACUGUUAGCAGCCAAUAAGACAAGUGGACUGGUGUUCCCAAAAAGAGACCUGACCAGUGUUGAUGAGAAUCUAGUGCUGUUCAUGAUGACACCAGGCAUCAGCAAAGCCAGACCACAUGACUCAUCUCUGGUGUCAUUUGAGGCGGCAGACAGACCCAACUACUUCUUAAAAGCAGAGCAGGGUAGCCAACUGAGACUUGGGAAGUGGGAAGAUACACCGGCAUUCUGGGAUGCAGCUACAUUUGUCCUUCAUAGAGACACUUGGAUUCCAGGCUUUGAUUCACUGGAGUCACUGGCAAGACCUGGAUUUUUUCUGCAUUUCAUGCUGUCCAGACUUCAGCUACAGAAAUACAGUCACUCAGAUCGGUACCGCCGAGCUACUCUAUUCAAACUGACAGGUGCCAUACCACAUUAUCCAAUGGGUCCUCGUUGUCAGUGGAGGUUUGAGUCAUGUGUGAGACCAUGCUUCAGGACCUGCAGUGACCCAUCAGGUCUGAGCUGUACCAGCAUUCUUAAGAUUGAAGGAUGUUUGCCUCAAUGUCCAAGUCACAUGGUUCUAGAUGAGGUUACUCACAGAUGUGUCUCUUUGGAGGACUGCAUUAGGCCUCCUGUUGUUCCUCCAUUCACACUACCCAGCACUACAAUAUCAUCAACACCCUUCUCCGAAGAUUACACCUCGAGCAUUCCAGCGGUUUCUACAGCACUCAUCUCUACAGCAGUGUCAGAAUCUAGUGCCACCACAACACCUACAACACACAUGCCAACCACUGAAAAACCUACAACUUCCCCUAUCAGACCUGAGGUGGUGGAAGUUAUCACCACAUUAACAACAUCCUCUUCCUCCUGGAGUCCUCUGGCUUCUACUGAGAGAACCACUAAAGCACCAAGCAUCACAUCUAGUCCCACUUCCUCCACUACAUUGUACACUAGCCCUGUGUCUAUCUCAGCACCUGUCUCAGUUACCUCUACAACAAGCAGCCCAACAGAGUCUUCAACACCGUUCACACGUACCACAACUAUUCCCUCGCAACCUAGUUCUAGCCCUGUUCUACGAUCUACCUCAAGUUCAGAGCAGACCAGAGUAAGCACUUUGCCUGUUCUUCCAGUAUCAACUAGUAUGGGCCCCACAGAAGCCACUUCCCCAACUGUGAAAGUGUCAUCUCCCCUCACCUCAAUAACAGAGACUGCCAGAGUCUCAGAAGCCAUCACACCCACUGAAAAGACCACAACACCUACUGUGUCUUCAAGUGGCAUUUCACAGUUUCCUGCUGAAUCCAUUAGUAUGACAAAGUUCACCUCACUGUCCACUACAACACCUGUAUUAGAAUGGAGAACCUCUGGCACCACAGCAGAAAUGGCACCAUCAACAUCUUUGGACACUCUGAAGACCCCUGAGAGCACCUCUGAAACCCAGAAGCCUUCGUACACCACUACCAUUCCUACUUCCCCAACAGAUACUAAAGCAUCCACCACUUAUAUUACAGUAAAAUCCACAAGUUCUGCUUUUGCAACGCCACCUGCUACUCAAACAACUCUCUAUACUCCUUCAACAACUUCAGAGCAACCCGAAACUUCAAAAACAACAGUGUCUUUCUCUACGGCUGCUCCAACAAGUCUUACUACAGUUUCUUCUCAAGCUCCUGCAUUUGUGCCAACAAAAACCACUGCAAAAACAACUUAUCAGCCAACAUCUGUUAUUUACACUUAUCCCGAUGGUCCAACUACUGAUAGGGCUUUACAGACAGAUUGGAGAGUAAUCCAAACAACUUCAACUCAAUUAGAAUUAACAGAAACAUCUCAAAUCAGUGUCAGGACAGCAGAAACCCCGCUUACCACCUAUACUACAAUGCCACCCACCUGGGCACCUACAGAAGAAACAACAACACUGCUUACAUCGCAAAUGUCGCCCACUGACAAAACAACUUCUAGAGUUCCCUCCACUUCUACUACACUCGGCUAUACAGAGUCCUCCUGGAGUUUAUCUUCCACCACUUCUCUUUAUACAGAGAAAGUCAGCACAUCACCAAUUCAUCCUCAUUAUACUACAACUGUGGCCACCACUCCUGCACUGUCUGAGAUUUCUUCAGCCUCACCAUCCAUACUUACAUCAUCAGUAUCUCAAACGACAUCAAUAUCUCAAACCCCAACAAUAACCACAGAAACAGCUGUCACUUCUGAGAAACCUCUGCUAACAUCUACUGCAGCUGAAGAGGAGGUUGUUUCCACCACUCAAACAUCCACAACUACACAUUUGACAAUACAUCUUGAUACAGAGACAACUAAGGCUUCUCUUGACACAGAUAGGGCUGUGAUUACAACUGCUGCGACCGCCCAGACACCAACUUUGGUGCAUGAAACCUCCAGUACCAUUCCUUCCACAAUGGCUCCAAGACUUACAACUCGUAUCACACCGGUCUUAACCUCACGGGUAGGUGUAGAUACCAUUCGACAGACUCCACAAGAUGUGGCCACAACUAGCAUUUCACCUCCUACUAGGAUUGAGACAACAAUGACAACAUCUACUACAGUUUCGACAGAAAAAGAGACCUCUGUUUCCACAACUAUUCCAAGUACAGCUGCUGCUUCUAGCACACUUACAACACCCAUACCUGAAAUCCCAGAAUUCACCUCUGGGUUUACAGAGUACACUGCUGUAUCUGGUUCAACCACAACACUGCCUUCAUUUACUGGAACAACUCCAACUCGAACUGGAACAACUACAACUCCUGUGGCGUCAGUUCUUACCCAGACUACUAUUUCAACACAUCUACCUACUUCCUCUAUUGUCACUACAAGUAGUCCCAUAACCAGCUCAAGUACCUCUACAGAACACCAUCUGGUGGAUGAAAGUCCCAUGGUCACAACUCUGCCACCUACUCCAGACACUGCCCAAACAACACGAAGUACAUCUGUGAAGACCAGUCUACCUUACACAAUAGAAACAGAGCACUGGAUGACAAGCCAGACACAAGCUGUACCCAAAACUACUGCUCAUGAGCCAAGCAGAGUAUGCACUGCUCCAUAUUCGGAGGUAGUGGAUGAAUGCACAAAGCUUAUUUGUGUCAGUGGCCAGUUGCUCCUCUUCAAUAAGUCUCAGAGCUGCCCUUAUGAUCCUACACCCCCAAAUUGUGGUCUACUUGGGUUUGCCGUACUAGUCAAUGGUGAUAAGUGUUGUCCACGGUGGGACUGUCCAUGUCGUUGUUCAGUGUUUCCAGAUCUUAAUCUGAUCACAUUUGAUGGGAAAAGUGUUGCAAUUUAUAAAGCUGCUUUAUAUGUGGUGACUCAACUUCCCAACGAGACAGUUAGCAUCCUGGUACAAGAGUGUUCUGGACCAGAUGACACGCUUGUGUGGAACUUUACUAAUUUGUGUCUGGCAGCUUUAAACAUCACUCACAAAUCUAACGAAGUUCUUGUGAAUCGUCUUCAGAGACGUCUGUAUGUGAACUCUAGGUAUGCAAAGCCACGUUUUAAGAAGUAUGGUUUUGAGAUUCUGGACACAGGAAACAUGUACCUUAUACGGAGUCCAGCUGGUUUGAAGAUCCAGUGGUUCCACACUACAGGCAUGAUGGUGAUUGAGAUGGACAGCUAUAACAAUAGACUGCCCACGAUGGGAUUGUGUGGUAGUUGUGAUGGUAAUCCAUUAAAUGAUCUGACUCUGUCUAACGGUACAGUUGUGCCUGAGCAAGAGGAUCCAGCCGUAUUCAUCGAUAGCUGGCAGAUUCCCAACACCACCAGCUACGUCAGCAACAGCAGGCGGCGAGAAGUCAACUGCACCACCAGUGACUGCUCUCAGUGCUUUAACAUGCUGAACAACAACACCUUCACCCUCUGCCAUGCUUAUGUUCCUCCAGGAGUGUUCUGUGAGAUGUGGGUGAGAGAUGUGGAGUAUGUCAAUAAUCCGUGUAUCGCUUUGGCUGCUUAUGCUGCUUCCUGCCACAAAUUCAACAUCUGCAUGGAAUGGAGGAGCUCUGAUUUUUGCCCAUUCGUGUGCCCAGGAAACCUUCGGUACCAAGCAUGUCUGCCUGCCUGCACUGCCCCAUCCUGUCCAAACCAAGAGUUUGAGUUUGUCCCAGAGCAAUGCACAGGCCUUUCAGAGGGCUGUGUGUGUCCUGAGGGGACUCUAUUACACCGGCCCUAUUCAGCCCUCUGCAUUCCACCCAGCAAGUGUGCAUGUACUGAUAGUUUUGGAGCCCCUCGUGCACUCGGCGAGGUGUGGAAAGCUUCAUUAGACGGCUGCUGCAUGUAUAAGUGUGAGAACGACAGUAUAGUGCCAGUGGAGUACAACUGCAGUAACAUCCCUCAACCUGUCUGUACGCGUACUGGAGAGAUCACGGUCAACCUCGCUGAUGACAGCAGCUGCUGCCCUCACAAAGCCUGUGUUUGUAAUCAGAGUAUGUGUGAGGCGGCUCCCACAGGCUGUAAAUACGGGGAGAAGAUGGUAUCAUAUUAUAGACAGGACUCUUGCUGUCCCGAGUAUUUAUGUGAGUGUGAUCCUGAUCAGUGUGUCCUGGAUAUUCCUGUGUGUCGAGAAGAUCAGACACUAAUUGCCACUCGUGCUGACGGCAGCUGCUGUUUGGCACACAUCUGCAUGUGUGACAAAUGCCCAGAGGCAGUUCCAGUGUGUCAAGAUGGAGAACUGCUGAUUGUGGAUACCAACAGCACAGAGCGCUGCUGUCCAGCUUAUCACUGCUUGUGUGAGGCCUCCCGGUGUUUAGACAUCACAUGUCCAGUUGGCAUGGCUGUAGUUUCCGCAAGAGAUCCAGAAGAGUGUUGCCCAUUGCAGACAUGCGAAUGUGCAUGCGAGAAACUCCUCCGUCCUAAAUGUUCUCUGGGGCAAAGCAUGCAGUUAGACAGAGCAUUUCUGUCUGAUCCAGAAAACAUUUGUGCUUGUAAACGAUUUAUAUGCGUAAGAGAGGCUGUAUGUGUGGAUGGGGAGCGUGGAGUGAUGCGGCCGGGACAGACACUGGUCGAGCACCGGGAUCAGGGUGUGUGUUACGCCACACAGUGCACACACACACUAGACUCAGCCACUGGUUUCUACGUCCUCAGAUCCACUGGCACUAACUGCACUGCACGCUGCCAGCCUAACCAGAUAUAUAUCCCACCUAAAGACCCCAGCAGCUGCUGUGGCACGUGCAAAAAUAUUUCUUGUCUGCUCCGGAAUGAGAAUGGAUCUGUAGCCAUGUACAAGCCGGGCCGCAGCUGGGUUUCUGACUGCUUGCGCUAUGACUGUUCAGACACACUGGCAGGACCUGUGCUUGUCACCCACCCCUACAGCUGCCCACCCUUUAAUGAAACUGAAUGUAUGAAGAUUGGGGGCACCAUUGUGAGUUAUAUGGAUGGGUGCUGCAAAACAUGUAAAGAAGAUGGGAAAUCAUGUCAAAAAGUGACAGUGAGGAUGACCAUUAGAAAGAACGACUGCCGUAGCAACAGACCGGUCAACAUAGUGUCAUGUGAUGGAAAAUGUCCAUCUGCGAGUAUUUACAACUACAACAUCAACACAUAUGCACGAUUUUGUAAGUGUUGUCGAGAGAUGGGUCUACAGCGCCGUUCAGUCCAGCUCUACUGCAGUGGAAACUCCACAUGGGUCAGUUACACCAUACAGGAACCUACGGACUGUUCCUGCCAGUGGUCAUAAAUCCUAAACCAGAAUAACAGAAAGUGUUACUUACCAUUCAACUUGAACGUUAAGGACAGCAAGAUCUGAGGUUUAAAUAUAGUGUUAUAACUUGUCUGCUUCUUUAUUUCACAGAGCAGAAUAUAUAUUUUGUCCUUUCAAAAUUCUCAAAUAACGCCGAAAAAUGGAAAUAAAUUGGUCAGCUGCAAGCAACAGUAGUGAAACUAGUUAUGUGCUCAUGUUCUGUAUAUAUGGAAUCUCAUCACUGAGCACACGCUGAAAUAAAUAAAAUUACAACUUGUGUUUAGAUGCUUUUCUGAAGGUUAUGUUGCUUUUAAAUAAUCUGAAUAUUACGUGAUUUGACAUGUUUUAUAUAGCAAUCACAUGUUCAUUGAGUAAUUGACUUGAUGCUGUAUUUUGAGCACUUUAUUUAUUUAUUACUAUAUAAGAACAAUUGCUUCACUCAAAAUACAACAUUUUAUAAAGAUACAGUGAGUUCGAAUUAUGCGUGGCUUUCAUUUAUGAAGCACUUUGGCUGAUGAUACAUACAUUUUAUGGUAUAAAUUAUUGAGGAGUUUUUUCUGAGAACCAGAUUUAGAUUUUUUUAUAUGAAAUACUUAGUAGGCUACAGACAUAAAACUAAAUAUGUGAAGUUCCUGUUUGUAUAUCCAUGUCCACAGUAUUGCAAUGUUGCAUCUAUAGACUGCAAAAGGAUGGUCAUAUUGAAUACCUCUGUAUAGACUCAAAUAUUCCAUGCAAAGGAGCCCUAGGUUCUCGGUUUAACAUUUUAAACUGCUGAAGAACUGCAAAACACAUUAUACGCUUAGUUUUUAAUUGUGUACCAUACUACUGUUUAUGUAUAUUUACAUUUUCAAUAAAAAAUCUUUAGAAAA